GGCGGGAUUAAGCAUUGGGGCGGGGCCUGUACGAGGAGGCGGGGUCAGGGCUUUCAUUUGGUGAUUGGCCGGAGGCGGGAAGGGCGUGUCCAUGGAUAGGGAGGCCCGCCCUCUGGGCGUGGCCACGCAGGCCGGGGGCGGGCCUCGGGCGUGGGCGGGGCCUUGCGGGCGGCCGCGCGGGCGGAGUGAGCAGCCGCGAUGCGGGGCACGAGCUGCGUGGGCGGCGGCGGCGAGAGCCCGGGCGGCGCGGGACUGAGCGAGGGCCCGCGGGGCCGGUGGCUGCGCCUGGCCCCGGUCUGCGCCUACUUCCUCUGCGUGUCGCUGGCCGCCGUGCUGCUCGCCGUGUACUACGGUCUCAUCUGGGUCCCCGCGCGGCCCCCCGCGGGCCCCGGCGGCCCCGCGCCCAGCGCGCCGCUCCCGCCGUGCGCCGCCCGCCCCGGCGCGCCGCCCGCGCCGCCGCCCGCCCCCGCCGCCGUCUCCUGCCUCCUGGGGGCCCCCGGCGGGCCGCGACCCCAGCUCGAGCUGCCGCGGAGCCGCCGCCGCCGCCGAGACCCCGGGAGCCGCCCGACGCCUGGAGGAGCGCCCGGGGCCGCGGGGGGCCCAGGACCCGGGUAACCUCCCGCCCACCCUGCGGGGCCGGCCCUCCUCCGGAGCCCCCGGCACCCGCCCAGCGCCCGCGCCCAGCGUCCCCGGAGCCGUCUCCCGGAGCAGCGGAGCGGCGGGGCCCGCUGCGGCCCAUCUCCGACCCCGCGGGGCUCCUGAUCCUCCCCGGGGGGGGGCCUGGGCCCGGAGCCCGCAGCCGGGGGGCCGCUCCUCUCCCCGUCUCCACCACAGCCAUCUGCAAUA
Dipodomys spectabilis (banner-tailed kangaroo rat) is the source of this 846-nucleotide messenger RNA. Its product is annotated as putative transmembrane protein INAFM1. The coding region runs from base 199 to 615 and encodes 138 amino acids. The record is from RefSeq and is a predicted model, not a curated record. The transcript has a single exon. Lineage: Eukaryota; Metazoa; Chordata; Mammalia; Rodentia; Heteromyidae.